UAUCUCCAUUUUUCCAAAACUCUGGCAAUAUUUUUUCACUUCCUUUAUCCUCAACAACAACAGUAAUGGGUUCCAUUUCUUUACUCGAAAAACCUCACGCCGUUUGCAUACCCUUCCCAGCUCAGGGACACAUAAACCCUAUGCUUAAACUAGCCAAACUGCUCCACUCCAGAGGGUUUCAUAUAACCUUCGUCAACACAGAGUUCAACCACAAACGCCUGCUCAAGGCUCGUGGACCAAACUCUCUUGACGGUCUGCCCUCGUUCCAGUUCGAAACCAUUCCCGACGGUCUCCCUCCCACCGACGUGGACGCAACCCAAGACAUACCCGCUUUGUGUUACUCAACUCCUAGGCAUAGCUUAGUUCCUUUCAAAAACCUUCUGGCCAAGUUGAACUCUUCACCAGUUGUUCCUCCGGUCACCUGUGUCGUCUCCGAUGGGGUUAUGAGCUUUACUCUUGACGCGGCUGAAGAGCUUGGUAUCCCUGAAGUUCUAUUCUGGACUACUAGUGCUUGCGGUUUCAUGGGUUACGUUCAUUACAAAGGACUCAUCGAAAGGGGUCUUACUCCAUUAAAAGAUGAGAGUUACCUUACAAAUGGGUAUUUGAAUACUCCAUUAGAUUGGAUACCGGGUAUGAAAAACAUCCGAUUAAGGGACAUACCAACCUUCAUAAGAACAACUGAUCCAAAUGAUAACAUGAUAAAGUUUAUACUGACCGAAAUCGAACGAGUACAGAAAGCUUCGGCAGUCAUUUUAAACACCUUUUACGAUCUUGAACACGACGUUUUGGACUCACUCAAGACCAUUCUGGCUCCACCCGUAUACUCAAUCGGCUCCCUCAGCCUCUUAGCCAAUCAAAUCCCCUCGACCAUUCCCAACUCCGUUGGGUCAAACCUCUGGAAAGAAGAUCUUACUUGCCUCGACUGGCUUGAUUCUAAAGAACCCAACUCAGUCGUUUACGUAAAUUUUGGGAGCAUCACCGUGAUGACGCCGGCUCAACUUAUUGAGUUCGCAUGGGGACUAGCCAACAGCAACAAAACGUUUCUUUGGGUCAUACGUCCAGACCUUGUCGCCGGCGAAACGGCGGUGCUUACGCCAGAGUUCGCGACGGCGACGGAGAACCGGAGUUUGUUAACGAGUUGGUGCCCUCAAGAACAGGUGCUGAACCACAAGGCCGUAGGGGGUUUCUUGACACAUAGUGGGUGGAACUCGACGCUGGAGAGUAUCUGCGGCGGCGUUCCGAUGCUGUGCUGGCCCUUCUUCGCUGAGCAACAGACUAAUUGCAGGUACAGUUGCGAAGAAUGGGGGAUUGGUAUGGAGAUUGAGAGUGAUGCCAAGAGAGAUGAGAUACAGCGUUUGGUGAUAGAGUUAAUGGAUGGAGAAAAGGGUGAAGCUAUGAAGAAGAAAGCUCAGUGGUGGAGAAACAUGGCGUUUGAAGCAACGAGCGCCGGUUCGGGUUCGUCUUUUGCGAAUUUUGAGAAGGUCGUUCAACACCUGUUACAAACUCAAGCUUUGACCGAUUAAGAGUUGAUUCCCUUCUCAACUUGGAAGUAGUUAUUAUUCAGUCUUUGACUAUAUAAUUCAUCUUGAAUGUUUUAUUUUAUUUUUAUUUUUAUUAAUAUUUUUUAUUUUUUUUAUAAUGUUAAUGGUUGAUUGUUAAAAAAAUUAGUCACGUAUGCAAUAACAUGUUUGAACCUA
Molecule: messenger RNA, 1697 nt
Organism: Humulus lupulus (European hop)
Lineage: Eukaryota; Viridiplantae; Streptophyta; Magnoliopsida; Rosales; Cannabaceae
Product: 7-deoxyloganetin glucosyltransferase-like
Exons: 2
Coding region: 66-1523 (485 amino acids)
Molecular function (GO): UDP-glycosyltransferase activity
Source: RefSeq, a predicted model, not a curated record